UUCUCACUCCACUUCAAUUUACUCUUUCGUAAUGACGUAUUGUAGAAGAAAAAGAAUUGCGGACAAAGUGAUGGAUGAAGAUGAAAUCAAAGAAGAAUCAUGUACACUGCUGGAGUUAGCCACUCAAACAAUGGACAUAGAUUCAGCAAUUGAAUGGAUGGCAAAACGGAGACUCUUAAGUAACUCUGUCAACUGUGGUACGUGUGGCGAACCGUGUACACUUAUUACUCUGACGAAGAAACUCGACAAGAAGAUUUGGAACUGUCGCCGGCACAAUUUUACCCAAUCCAUUCGAAAAGGGUCUUUUUUUGAAAGAAGUCGCAUGUCGUUACUGGACCUUCUUCUUUUAAUUAACAUGUGGGUUGAGGACUACCAGCAGAAAGAAAUGAUGGAGCAACUCCAUGUGAAUAAGAACACAAUUGUAGACUGGUGUAAUUUUCUGCGAGAAGUAGUGGAAUGGGAUCUCCAGAAAUCACCCACAGUACUUGGAGGUGUGGGCGAGGACGGUACUCCCAUUGUGGUAGAGCUGGGUGAAUCGAAAUUUCUAAACAGCAGAUACCACAAGGGCCAGUGGAGGGCUGGUCACUGGGUGUUUGGUGCGAUUGAACGCCGGAGUGGUAAGUGCUGUAUGGUUGAAGUCCCCAACAGAAAACAGCAAACGUUGGAGCCUAUCAUCCGACAAUGGAUCCUUCCGGGUAGCCGCAUCAUUGCUGAUGCAUGGGUAUCUUUCGAUCUGCUGAAAGAUAUCGAUUUUAGAUUGUACUCGAACGACUCUGUGGUGCACGAACGGGAUAUCGUGAACCAAAACGAUCCGAAUGUACACGCACAGAUUAUCGAGAAUACAUGGAUGCGAGCGAAAAGAAAAUUAAAAAAGCAAUGCGGCACCAGUGAUGCAUUAUUUUCGUCGUAUCUCCACGAAUUUUUGUGGAAAAAUAAGGUGAAAAAGAAACCUUUUGGCCACUUGUUAAUGACCAUAAGUAGAUUGUAUCCUGUCUAGUAAGUGUAAUAUUUAAUUAAUGCAAAUGGUCACAUUUAAUUUAUGCAGUGCAAUUAUGUAAAUAACAAUUUGUAAUAAUGUUAAGUUAGCCAUGCAUGCUGCAUUCUUUCGAUGUAAACAGAACUGGACAUUUCUACUGGUCACACGUCAGACAUACAUCUCCCAUGGCUGUAGUGUCAACGAGAGCAUCUGUUCAGUAUAUCUGGACUCGCUGGAAAUAACAGAAAACUCUCCUUCAAAUCACAUACUACUGUCUUCAGGGAAAGGGACAAAUUGGACAAUGUUAUCCUAUAAAAAAGAAAGAAAGAAAACUAAUCAAUGCUGGAAUGUCAUUGAUGAUCAUAGCUUUACCUCAUGACGGCUGACCUAGGGCUAAACAACAGUUGAACCACAUCCAUGACAGGUCAUGCAACCAAAUAUCAAGGUCUGUCAAUGACUGGCUUGUUCUCCAAUACUAAAUAAAGAACAUCAGGAAUUAUUUUGAAGAAUUUUUUCAUCCAAGAUAUGUCAUGGAAGUUGUUGUUUGAAGAAUACAGAUAAAUUAUAUAUAAGAAUAGCUGUGAUAUUAUUUGCUAAUCCUUGGUUAAAAUGUAAAACACGACUUCUGAAUUACAAUUUACAGUCAGAAAAAAAAAAGGUAAAACAAGUAGCUACCAUCAAAUGUCAGUUAGUCAACUUUUCAAGUUAACUAAUUAGCUUCAGAUGGAUUUUAUAUCAGCUCUUUCAUAUCAGUUAUCUGGAGGUGUAGAACUGUUUUAGUGUAUUACUGUGAAAAUGUGCCCACAAGGAUUAGGAAAGUAAAAACAUGAUAAUUUUGUUUUUGUGAUAAAAUAGAGCAUAAUGGAAGAAGAAUCAUAUGAGAGACAGCAUCUUGGUGAACAAUAAUGAAUUCUCCCAGGAGACAGGAAGGGAUAAAAAAUAUAUCCUAAUCCAGUAACAUUUUUACAACAAAAAAUAAUUUAAAUCAACAUAAAUUACUUCACUCUGGGUCAAAGUUUUAUCAAUGUAAAGAAUUUAGCAAAAAUUUUACAAGAAACAGUCCUUUAUAUCAUCACCAACUUAACACA
Messenger RNA from Octopus sinensis (East Asian common octopus), 2064 nucleotides. RefSeq lists its product as uncharacterized. Lineage: Eukaryota; Metazoa; Mollusca; Cephalopoda; Octopoda; Octopodidae. The transcript has 2 exons. The record is from RefSeq and is a predicted model, not a curated record. Bases 32 to 997 code for a protein of 321 amino acids.